UUCUCCCCUGUAGCCGAACAAGAACCCAAGCCACCGAGAACACCCACCUCUUGAGAAACAGUAAAAAGCUUGAGUUUUUCCCUUCUUUCUUGUUCAAGAACAAGAUUUAGAACUUAGAAAUCCUCCCCCUGCAGAAAAUUUCAGAUCUGCUGUGUUUCCUCGCCCUCCGUCCGCUGCUCUUGGCUGUGUGUGGGUUUGAAUUCUUCAAGUUUCUGAUCCCCUGAUUUCUCCUUCAAUUCUCGUCGACCUCCCGAACUCGCAGCUCCGGUUUUACUUGCUGAAUUUUCUAGAAGUGAAACUCGAGGCCCAGUUAACUAGGGGGAGUGAUGAGCUAGAAGGCUAGUCAAUAUUUUGGACUUAGAUCCUUUUUGGACUUAGACCGUUAGCCACACAUGCUUAACAUAAAUGUGAAAUGAUAAAUCAUUUUUGUUUACUGAGUUUCCCUUGGUUAUAGCCAUGACUGUCUUAUAAACUUUUGUCCAUUUGGACUAGUGACUUUUUUGGUAAUUGAAAGCUAGAUAUUAAUUGAGUUUUUUUUAUUUAAGUUAUGUAAAUUGGUAAUUAUGAACACAGUAGGUUUCGAGCCUUAUGCAUUUGUGGGAUCCGUUUACGAGUGCACGACGUUUGUUUCGCUACUUAUUUUGGGGUGUGAUACGAUGCAAACCCAUAAGGUUUGAACCUCUCCCUUUAUAUUUUGUGGCUAUUUUGCUUCCAUUGUUCAUGUCCAAGUUCUUAAGCCCUUGUCAUCAAAUCAUGAAUCAAAGAGCCAAGGCCUGUAAUACAAGUGCACAAACUGA
Rubroshorea leprosula is the source of this 797-nucleotide messenger RNA. The record is from the annotation of a GenBank genome assembly. NCBI's taxonomy places the organism in Eukaryota, Viridiplantae, Streptophyta, Magnoliopsida, Malvales, Dipterocarpaceae.